This is a messenger RNA of Epinephelus lanceolatus (giant grouper), 3508 nucleotides long. It is a transcript of the gene nek4, whose product is annotated as NIMA-related kinase 4. The record is from RefSeq and is a predicted model, not a curated record. Gene Ontology annotation, molecular function: ATP binding; protein kinase activity. Lineage: Eukaryota; Metazoa; Chordata; Actinopteri; Perciformes; Serranidae. Gene Ontology annotation, biological process: protein phosphorylation.
CUCAUCGCUGGCACUGUGAGCUAGCCCGAAGUUUUCCCACACAGAUUUCAUGCGUUUAUCUUGUCUUUACUGCUGGAAGAUGGGACGAAAUAAAACCGCUGAUAUAUUCGUUGCUGUCGAAUAACGUUUUCAGUGUUUCAGGUCGCGUUAUGAAGCGUUUUGAUGAAGGAUGAAUAAUUAUCUUUUCAUCAGGGUCGUUGGGAAAGGGAGCUAUGGGGAGGUGAACUUGGUGAAACACAAAACAGACCGAAAACAGUAUGUUAUUAAGAAACUGAAUUUAAUCACCUCCUCCAAGCGGGAGCGGCGUGCUGCAGAGCAGGAGGCACAGCUUCUCUCCCAGCUGCGACAUCCUAACAUUGUGACAUACAGGGAGUCGUGGGAAGGAGAUGACUGCCAGCUGUACAUUGUGAUGGGCUUCUGUGAAGGCGGUGACCUUUAUCAUCGACUCAAACAGCAAAAGAGCGAGCUCCUACCUGAGAGGCAGGUGGUGGAGUGGUUUGUCCAGAUAGCAAUGGCACUCCAGUACCUGCAUGAGAGGAACAUUCUUCACCGGGACCUUAAAACACAGAACAUCUUCCUGACUAAGACUAACAUCAUCAAAGUUGGGGACCUUGGCAUCGCACGAGUAUUGGAGAAUCAGAAUGAUAUGGCCAGCACACUCAUAGGGACCCCUUACUACAUGAGCCCAGAGCUCUUCUCAAAUAAACCCUAUAACCACAAGUCAGAUGUAUGGGCCCUGGGUUGCUGUGUGUAUGAAAUGUCCACACUGAAGCAUGCCUUCAAUGCCAAGGAUAUGAACUCAUUGGUUUAUCGCAUUGUAGAAGGAAAGCUGCCUCAGAUGCCCAGUAGGUAUGAUCCCCAGCUGGGAGAACUGAUCAAGAGCAUGCUGUGUAAGAGACCUGAGGACAGGCCUGAUGUUAAACUUAUCCUCCGGCAGCCCUACAUCAAAAGACAAAUUGCUAUGUUCCUUGAGGCCACUAAAGAAAAAACUGCCAAGUCAAGAAAGAAAGCUGUGGGUGGCAGUGGUGACUGUAGGGCCAACAGUGUGAUGUCAUCUCAGCCAAAACCUGAGAGAAGUCCCCAGCCUGAACCUAUAGCCAGAGUGAAACGGAAAGACGAGAAAUCACAACAACACAAAGUUCGGAACGGCAUCGCAGAUUGCACUCCAAUCCAAACACCUCUGCCACCCAAACCCUCCUCACCUGAUGCUCUCAAAGCCAGCUUGGCAUCCCUGGCAACCAUCAGCAACAUUAAUAUUGAUGUCCAACUGCAGGAGGAAGAGGACCUGAUGAAAAGACAGGUGCAGCGGCCCCAGUCAGUUGUGUCACACCACAGUGCAGUCAAUGAACCUGUGACUCACACUGUGCACAAAGACAGCAAAGGAAGAGUGAAACCAAAUCCGUCUCCCCCUCCUUCCCCUGUUAAGCCCCCCCUGAAGUGUGUAUCAGGUGUUGGCAGUCGGGGAACCGACGAGAGGAGGGCAUCCAGUGGAUUGUUAGACGUUCAUCCACAGGGCGCACCACACCCUGGGGAUACAUUUUCUGUAUGUGGGGGGAAGCGGAUGUCAGAUGUGGAUGAUAAAGAGGAUACCAUCGAGUUACUUAAAGAGGCUGAUAUGCAGAACCCAAAGACAGAGGCUGCUUCUAAUGUCCCUGAGAGGAGAUCUGCACACAAAUCCAAUGCAGAAAAUAUCGGAGGGCUUGUGGACGUGAAUAUGGACAAUAAAAAUUAUACUGUGAACCUUCUUAAGGUAGCUCGGACACAACACCACACCUCUGACAUCCAAGAAAGCCUAGAAUCUACUGAAAAGCUGUUAGAGCCACACUCUCCAACAGUGGAGCCAGUUCAGGAGGAAUGUCCCUCACCAGCCAGUAAGCCGGGUCUGACAAAUCCAUGCCAAACACCCCUGUACUUCUCAUCAGAACCAUCUAUAUCACAGCAGCACAAAGGGAGAGACAUAAGACGGACACAUGGGGAUCAGGACAAGUCCAAGGUGGCUGCUCCAAGACCUUUACCUCCACCUCCUGUUGAGAGCAUAGCUGUGGAGGGGAGGAAGAGAAGCAGGAGGAGCACAGAGAAAGCCAGUGUAGCCGCAACCUCUGCACCAGUUAGUUCCUGUAAGGACGGAUUCCUACCACUGCCACAGGAUCGUCCUCUGUCUGCCAGAGAGAGAAGAAGACUGAGGCAGUCCCAGGAGAGUGUCAGCCUGCCAGUUGUUUAUGUUGUAAGAAGGGCGUCUUAUGAUGUCACUUCCACCAAGGAUGAGCACUACAGCACUCCAGAUACCAGAUCUGUUUCAGACUUUAUCACUAACACCAACAGUAAGCAGGAUAAGUUACCAGAGCGAAGGUCAGAUGAAGACGAGUGCAGCUCAUCCACAAGUUCCACAGAACGUUUAGACGGAGACUGCAGGGAAAGGAAGACAGAAUCCAGCGACAUGCAGGAUUUAGUCCACAUGAUGACCCAAACUUUGAGAAUGGAUAUUGGAGACGGUGUGAGUGAGGUGGACAAGGGCAGAUUUGGCUCUACUGCAUUGCCAGAAUUCAAACUGAACAGAAAGUACAGAGACACCCUGGUGCUUCAUGGGAAGGCUCAGGAGGAAGCAGAAAACUUGUCACUUGGUGAAAUACCACUAGUAGGCUCCACGUCUGGUCUGGCCAAGAUAAGGAGAGCCAUAGAACACCUGAGAACAGAUGUGGUGAAGGGACUGGGGGUCAAGUUGCUGGACAAAGUCCUGGAAAUCAUGGAGGUGGAGGAUGACACCAAGCGAGAACUGUGCCUUCGUGACCAGAUGGGGGAUGAGAAGUACCAAGCGUAUGCUGUGAUGGUGAGGCAGCUGAAAUUCUUUGAGGACAUUGCCAUCAAGGUUUAGAGAAAUUUCUGUAUGUAAGGGAGUGGACACAUAUGCAUUUCCAUGACACCACCCGUGAGAAGAGGCAAGCAUCUUGACAUAUCUUAAACAGGAAACUUUGUCACUGGGAGAAAUGUUUCAGCUUUGAAGUAGAAACUUGUAUGAAAUGACAACCAAUCAAUAUUGUUCACGAAAACCAUUUUUUCUUGUAAAAACACCAUUGCGCUUGUGUGGCACUGCCACUUUCUUCCUUCUGCUUGCAUGUAAAUCAUCAUUGAUGCCUGCAGGUCCUGUCAUGGAAUUGUCACACUGAAGCUGCUCUUGUGCGAGCAGUCUUUUGUAAAUGACUGUGCAGUUUUUUAACCUAAUUUUUCAAACACAGAAUUUGUAAUGGUUCCUGUAAUUUUCAUAUCUAUGCAAAGAUUUUAGGUCAUAGUUAUAUGUUAUAGCACUCAUCUUUCCACUUUCUGUUGUGGAUGGUUAUUAUUUAUAAUGCAACCUAGAAUAUAAGUAAUUGUUACGCUGUAGCUUUGAAGACACUAGUCUGCUGCUGUAUUUUAUUUUCUUAAACACAAAAUAAUGUAAUGUAGAUGCACUGUAGAUAUUAACAUUUGAAUCUUUUUUAAUAAAUACUAAAUGUUUUUUGUUCACCCUCAA